Arvicanthis niloticus (Nile rat) is the source of this 732-nucleotide messenger RNA. RefSeq names its product H-2 class II histocompatibility antigen, E-U alpha chain. Gene Ontology annotation, cellular component: MHC class II protein complex; membrane. The record is from RefSeq and is a predicted model, not a curated record. Lineage: Eukaryota; Metazoa; Chordata; Mammalia; Rodentia; Muridae. Gene Ontology annotation, biological process: immune response; antigen processing and presentation.
UUCUUUUCAGAGGAACACACCAUCAUCCAGGCAGAGUUCUAUCUUUCCCCAGACGAAAGUGGAGAGUAUAUGUUUGACUUUGAUGGUGACGAGAUAUUCCAUGUAGAUAUUGGAAAGUCAGAGACCAUCUGGAGACUUGAAGAAUUUUCAAAGUUUGCCAGCUUUGAGGCUCAGGGUGCGCUGGCUAAUAUAGCUGUGGACAGAGCUAACCUGGACAUCAUGAAAAAUCGUUCCAAAAACACUCCAGAUGCCAAUGUGGCCCCAGAGGUGACUGUUCUCUCCAGAAGCCCAGUGAACCUGGGAGAGCCCAACAUCCUCAUCUGUUUCGUGGACAAGUUCUCCCCUCCAGUGGUCAAUGUCACCUGGCUCCGGAAUGGACAGCCUGUCACCAAAGGCAUAUCAGAGACAGUGUUUCUCCCGAGAGAAGACCACCUCUUCCGAAAGUUCCAUUAUCUGACCUUCCUGCCCUCCAGGGAAGAUUACUAUGACUGUGAGGUGGAUCACUGGGGUUUGGAGGAGCCUCUGCGGAAGCAUUGGGAGUUUGAAGAGAAAACCCUUCUCCCAGAAACUAAAGAGAAUGUUGUGUGUGCCCUCGGGUUGUUUGUGGGUCUGGUAGGCAUCGUUGUCGGGAUUAUCCUCAUCAUGGAGGGUAUUAAAAAACGCAGUGCUGCAGAACGCCACCAAGGAGGCCUGUGAGCUGCCUGGAGGUGAUGCCUUCAGUAAAAGCUCAUG